CCAAUUUUACUCAUCCCUCUCAAUUUUCCCUCAAUUCAGAAACCAAAGCUUCAAACUUUCCUUUCAGUUGAGUCCACCAUGGCACGUACCAAGCAAACCGCUCGCAAGUCCACCGGCGGCAAGGCGCCACGUAAGCAGCUGGCGACGAAGGCGGCUCGGAAGUCCGCUCCGGCGACCGGAGGAGUGAAGAAGCCCCACCGCUUCAGGCCGGGGACGGUGGCGCUGAGGGAGAUCAGGAAGUACCAGAAGAGCACCGAGCUUCUGAUUCGGAAGCUUCCAUUUCAGCGGUUGGUGAGGGAAAUCGCGCAGGACUUCAAGACUGAUUUGAGGUUUCAGAGUAGCGCUGUUUCCGCUCUUCAGGAAGCUGCUGAGGCUUAUCUCGUUGGACUGUUUGAGGACACUAACUUGUGCGCCAUUCACGCUAAGAGGGUCACCAUUAUGCCUAAGGACAUUCAACUCGCUCGUAGGAUUAGGGGCGAGAGGGCUUAGAUAGUUUCUACCUGAUUUGUGCUUUAGGGUUAGGGUUAGGGUUUAUGAUUUUGAAGGACAUGUUUGGGGUUUGACUUCUGAUUGGUUGUAACAAAUGUGGUAUGUGAAAUGUGAAUCUGCUUGCCUUUAUGUAACUAUUUUGUUUUAUUUUUCAAGUUAAUUUAGAUUCAAGUGUUAUGGAAGAUUAUUCUUGAUCUAUUGAGAUGCUAAUUGCUA
Molecule: messenger RNA, 705 nt
Organism: Cajanus cajan (pigeon pea)
Lineage: Eukaryota; Viridiplantae; Streptophyta; Magnoliopsida; Fabales; Fabaceae
Product: histone H3.2
Cellular component (GO): nucleosome
Molecular function (GO): structural constituent of chromatin; DNA binding; protein heterodimerization activity
Source: RefSeq, a predicted model, not a curated record